Messenger RNA from Daucus carota subsp. sativus, 1094 nucleotides. Its product is annotated as ras-related protein RABA4d. Bases 298 to 963 code for a protein of 221 amino acids. Gene Ontology annotation, biological process: vesicle-mediated transport. The transcript is spliced from 2 exons. The record is from RefSeq and is a predicted model, not a curated record. Gene Ontology annotation, molecular function: GTPase activity; GTP binding. Lineage: Eukaryota; Viridiplantae; Streptophyta; Magnoliopsida; Apiales; Apiaceae. Gene Ontology annotation, cellular component: endosome.
AAAUUGUGAUGGUUUCCAUCCGAAACCCUAACCCUAAUCAUUAACAUUUUCAUCCCUGUUAUCCCAACCAAUUGAAUCUCAAAUUUAACAAAAACCGCCUUCCGAUUGCCACCUUUGUCUGCACUGUACGGAGGAUUCGUAUGCUUUUAUGUCGUGUACAUGUGCAUUGUAAAUACAAAGGUCAAUAGUUUAGGCUAAAAAAAAAAGUACAAAAUCAAAACAAAACAAAACAGGAUUAUACAUUUAAGCCUGUGAGAUUUGAGAGGUAAUAUAAUUGGUUGGGUUAAUUUGGUGAAAAUGUCGAAUUUCUAUGGAGAUUUUAGUCCAAAAAUUGAUUAUGUAUUCAAGAUUGUGUUGAUCGGAGACUCUGCAGUUGGAAAAUCUCAGCUCCUGGCAAGGUUUGCGAGAAAUGAGUUCAGCUUAGAUUCCAAAGCUACAAUUGGGGUUGAGUUUCAGACCAAGACCUUGCUCAUCAAUGACAAGACCGUCAAAGCUCAAAUUUGGGACACUGCUGGCCAAGAAAGGUACCGGGCAGUAACGAGUGCAUAUUACAGAGGUGCAGUCGGGGCAAUGUUAGUCUAUGACAUUACAAAGCGUCAAUCAUUUGACCACAUGGCGAGGUGGCUGGAAGAAUUAAGGACUCAUGCUGACAAGAACAUUGUGAUUAUGCUCAUUGGCAACAAGUGUGACUUGGGAAGUCUCCGGGCAGUACCCACCGAAGAUGCACAGGAGUUUGCAGAACGAGAGAAUCUCUAUUUUAUGGAGACAUCAGCCCUUGAGGCUACCAAUGUUGAAAGUGCAUUCUCGAGUGCUCUAAAAGAAAUUUAUCAAGCAGCAAGCAAGAAGUCCCUCACAGCUAAUGGUGGCAACUAUGGAAAUUCUUCUUCUCUCAAGGGAACCACCAUUGUUAUUCCAAACCGUGAUUCAGAUCCUCCAGCGAAAAAGGGUGGAUGUUGCUCAUAGAUCUAGUACUCUGUAAAUCUGCAUCUUUCGUCACUCUUACUCUGAGCUUUAUAUAUGUAUAAUUUUCUUCUCAUAGGAUGUGUAUAACAAAAAAAACGAAAUUUUCCUCAUAGAAAAAGAAUGUGCAUUUA